CACACACACAAUUCAGUCGUUGGCGCGCUCACAGAAUAUUCCCGCUCUUUCUGUUUCCAUGGCGAUGCGUUUGCCAUUGGCGCCACCUGGAGGAAUAGCGCGGGAACUUCCGCUCAACCGCCUUCUGUUAUUCCUCAUUUGUGCAGCAGGUGUCUCUCUGUGAGGAAAAACGAGGAAAUGCAGCAUCUUUAGUUCACAGAUGAGGAAAAGAGAUUCAUUUACCACACGAAGAGCAAAAAAACGAUCCAAAUCGGAUGAAAAUAACGCGGUACUUUAUUUUAAACCAUCGAAGAUGUAACCAUUCACGCAUUUUCAAGGUUGGUGUGUUUGUAAUGGCGGCGGAUCCGGUUACAGCUCUCCGAUCAGCUGCUGAUCAGCUGGAUUGAUCCUGUGUCCGAUCAUCCGAACCGAGACAUCACCUGAACCGAGUCAUCAGCUGAACCGAGUCAUCAACCGACUGAGGGCGGAUUACAGCGCGAGCCUGAAGCGGCGUAAUCAUGGAUGUGUUCGGCUUUCUCAAUCUAAACGAACUCGCUCUGGGGCUGUCAAACCUCUCCAUGUUCCCCUGCUUCGACAUGGCGCAUUAUAUCAUAUCAGUGAUGAGUUUGAGAGAGCAGCCAGGAGCGCUGGAGGUCUCUCAGCGCAGUCCGUUUGCGUGUUGGUUCAGUUCGAUGCUGUAUUGUUUCGGUGGAGCCGUUCUCUCAGCGCUGAUGAUGGCAGAUGCGCCGGUCGCACCACUGUCCAACACCACCAACCUGCUGCUCGCCUCACUCAUGUGGUGUGUGGUGUUUUAUUGUCCUCUGGAUGCCGUGUACUCGCUUGCGUCCGUGUUGCCCGUGCGUCUGCUCUUGACGGCGAUGAAGGAAGUGACCCGUACCUGGAAGGUUCUGGGCGGAGUCACACAAGCAGGAAGGAAGUACAAAGACGGUCUGUUUGUGAUGAUCGCGGUGGGCUGGGCUAAAGGAGCCGGUGGAGGACUCUUGAGUAACUUUGAGCAGCUGGUUCGAGGCGUCUGGAAACCAGAAACCAACGAACUCCUGAAGAUGUCAUAUUUUAGCUUUACGCGGAUGAUGUUGUUGGGUUCGUCGUCGUAUCCGUUCUCAGCGGUGGAGUCUCUGGUCUACAAGACUCUGUUUGUUCGACCUUUGACCUUUUCACCUCUGACCGACUCUUCCCCGAUCCGCAACAAACCCAACGGAUCGGCCUCCGACGAACCGGACCAAACCAACCCCCAAGACGCAGAAAACACCAAAAAGACGGACUGAGUCGUGACGGAGAACAGAAGACCGACGGUUUUAUUAGCUUAUCUACACGUUUCCUGCUGAUGAGGUUUCUUUUUAUCUUGAUAUCUGAUUAUGUACAUAUUUGCUCGAUUCACAGAGAAUUCUAUUCUUUUCUAUCCUGUGGUGGUGAGGAUAGUAUAUUUUAAUAAUAUUUAUAAUGCAUUUAUGAAUGCAAUCACUGAAAGUUGAACGCUGAAACCUGUUUAAGAUGUUUUCAGUGCUGAAAUGAUUGAAUAUAAUUCACUUGCUCUGACUCGUCUGUCUUCAGUUUGUUGUGUUUGUGAAAAC
Sinocyclocheilus anshuiensis is the source of this 1571-nucleotide messenger RNA. RefSeq names its product trimeric intracellular cation channel type B. Gene Ontology annotation, molecular function: potassium channel activity; identical protein binding. The transcript has 7 exons. Lineage: Eukaryota; Metazoa; Chordata; Actinopteri; Cypriniformes; Cyprinidae. Bases 498 to 1265 code for a protein of 255 amino acids. Gene Ontology annotation, biological process: potassium ion transmembrane transport. Gene Ontology annotation, cellular component: membrane. The record is from RefSeq and is a predicted model, not a curated record.